CAACCCUUCUCUCAAUAUUCGAUGUUAUCUCUACUCGAGUUACGGCGAGUACAUCUUGGCUGCCUCUUAUAAAAACUCAACCCAGUCCCCAAGGCGCGACGUUCGCGCGACCAUCAGCCUUGGCGUCGCAACCGGCGAUCAGGAUGAAGAUGGGCGGAUCAGCAGUACGCGGCAGAGGGAGACACAGAUUCCUAGUUAUGUCACAACCGAGAACGGUAAAAAUAGAGAUCGACGAGAGUGGACAGAAGAUCAUAGAAGAGGUCGCUGUUCAGCCACGCAUGGGGGUGGUUGACGCUAUUCGUCAGGCAGAAGCCAAACUGUACGACGAAGCACCAAGCCUGCAGAUGAAUCCGUUUACGUCUGUGAUUGAGUAUGACGUCACAGAGCAGUGCUACGUCAUAAAGAAGCCUGGCCCGUGGGGACACCGAUUCUCGUGGCUGGUGACGGUGAUGGAUCGUAACGGCAAUUUGGUCAGCGAAAGCACCUGCGUGCCAAAGUCAGAUGACCUCAUCCUCCGUCCUGGAUACCACAUCAUCUUAAAGCAUCUGCCGUCUAAGCAUGACUGAAAUAUGUGGCGGAUCAUCACGUAUAUUAUAAGCUCUUUGUAGACCGAAAUAUGUGUCGGUACUGGACACGACGGAAGCGUUUUGCAGGGACCAUGUGUGUGCGUGUGUGCGUAUGUGCGUUCGUGCAUGCGCACACGUAUGUGUGCGUGUGCGUGUGUGUGUACGCGCGCGCGCGUGUGCGUGGUGUCGCUGUAAGUACUAGAUUAUUUUUCUUCUUGCUUUAUAUAUUGUUAGAGUAUAAUUAUGUUGCACAAAGUCAAAUUAUUUUAAGAUGCUCCUCAUUACUUAAUCGUUGUACCAGGUUCACAUGUAUAGUGGGCAGACUAAUUCUUAUAUAUGGUAAUAAUUUCCUGUAUAAAAAUGUCAUUUUCUUUUCUUGUCUGAGAGUGGGACUAGGCGGGUACGUGAUAACAUUGUGUUAUAUUAUAUUAGGUGGCUUAUCAUUAUCUGUUAGUGUGGAGAUUUCGGGGGUGUGUAACUCACAG
Messenger RNA from Priapulus caudatus, 1051 nucleotides. RefSeq lists its product as uncharacterized. The transcript has 4 exons. Bases 144 to 566 code for a protein of 140 amino acids. Lineage: Eukaryota; Metazoa; Priapulida; Priapulimorpha; Priapulimorphida; Priapulidae. The record is from RefSeq and is a predicted model, not a curated record.